ACCGGGUCCUCGCCGUAACGGCUCCUUUCUCUCCCUUUCCGCUGUCAUAGUCCCCUUCGGCUUAGUUACCUGGUAAGGCUCUCCGCACCAGCCACACCAGAGUUUUGCAGGCAACAUUGCCAACGCUUCUUUGCAUUGAGGACCCAACAGAUGAAGCAACUCGCUGCCCUUCCGACCCAUCAUGUCUUCCUUAGUUCUUUCACCAACCCGCUUCUGCCUCCGAGCUCCGGAGCGCCGAGCCUCGGUGGGUGGGGCGCAGUACCCAGCCGGGCCCGGCCGCUCGCGAACCCACAUCGGGACUUCGCAUCUACACUAAAUGCACCGCGCCGCGGCUGCAACCCGGCUCCGGCAAGACGCGGCUUUGUAGCGGAACCUGUGGGAAGUGGGAAAGUGAGGGUCACACUCGGCGACGAGCCCGAGUUCGUUGUCGACCCGCACGGCCUGUUUAAGGUCAAGCCUGGUGUUGAAUGAGGGGUGAGCCUGUGGGGAAGGGGCUGGGUUGAAAUGCCCUCCUUGCCUAAGCUCAAUAAAAGCAUGGGAUCUUGAGUCACGGCAACCGGAAACUCACAUAUCAUUUUGCCUGGUUCUCCAAAGCAACGAGACGACUUUGAGGCGGCCGGGGGCGACGACGCCGAGAACAGAUUGGAAUGAUGCUCUUGUCAUAUAGAACUGCAUGUACCGGCACAAUACUAAAUGGGAAUGCUCGAUCCACCUUGUGGCCAGUACUUAGUCGAACAGAUAGGAAGAGAACUGCUCCUUCGCCUC
This is a messenger RNA of Parathielavia appendiculata, 765 nucleotides long. RefSeq lists its product as uncharacterized. The transcript has a single exon. NCBI's taxonomy places the organism in Eukaryota, Fungi, Ascomycota, Sordariomycetes, Sordariales, Chaetomiaceae. The record is from RefSeq and is a predicted model, not a curated record. The annotation marks the transcript as partial.